AAUUGUAUUCACUUCACUUUGAUGGAAAAAUGUGUAGCCUGGGCUACUUUAAGAAUCAUGCAAAAUCGUUCAUUCACAGUAUCCGAGGCGCAGUGACGCGUACGUCUUUGGACAGGUGGAGUUCGUCUACAUUUCUUUAUUUAUUAAAGGGGCUUGGACAAAGCAGGAUAUCAUUCCGGUUUUAGCCUGAGCAAUAUCCUACUCUUUAAAUUACCUUCGGACUGUUCUGCUGCUUGGUCUUUAUCCCUAAAGAAAUACGCAGUGGGUAUGUGCAAUGUAGCUAUCAGUGGAUAGGGUUAUAUUGUUUUUGGCCAUAAACCAAUCGGCAUUAAUGAUUAAGGAUUAAUUUUAUUCUUAACAUCAUGAAGAAUCCGAUAUUGGACAGGUGUAUGCUUCUGCUAAUCUACCACAAAGUAUUGAUACAGAGUUACGCGUUGAGUGAGUCCCUCUAUCAAAAUGGCUUUGAUGGUGUGACCUUUCUUAACCCACCCACGGAGGUAGUAUCCAGAUACCAGCUACAUGUCCGUUACUCUUGCUCGAAUUCUGCCGUGGUGCACCUGGAGGCGCUUGUCUCGUCGGACGCCGAAUCUGCCAGGUCCGUCUUCAGGAGACUCUGGAGCUGCGAGCCAGGCCUUCCCCGAAUCCGGAGCCUGAUCUUACACUUCCCGGACUGGCUGGUUUACCGGGCAGACUGGGAGAUUCCGGACACCGAGUGGGUGCUCAGCGGCAUGCUCCGGGCAUGGGUUGUUGGGGACGCUUCCCCCGAUGAGUACGGAGAUGCUCUGGCUCGAUCCCUGGUUCUGCUGCAGCCGCUCCAUCCCUAUAGUCGCCCUCUGAAGCAACAUCAGCUAUGCCCGUCCUGGGACGCGGAGACGCUCUGGAGGAUCCGCAGAGACUCAAUUCCUCGUUGCCCUGCGGAACAAGAGGUCGUCCACUUCCUGUCUGCUCUGUAUGCUUCGACUGGGGAGACCUUUGGCAUCACCAGGACUCUGAGUCACUAUGGCAACAAGGUCCUGGAGCAUGCCAGGGUGAAAGCUGUCUUCUCUCCCUGGUGUGUGUUCUCACCGUGGCUGUUCCUCACUCAGCCCUGUAGGCAUAAGCUAUGUGGAGUGCUGUAUCAUAUCAACGCCCAGAAUGUCUAUGCUUCCCCUGCUGUGUUCCUCACAAGCUCAGGUCAGCUCCAUAUCCAAGUGGAUGGCGUGAGUGGGGAGUCCAUGGCCUUCUUGAGCCACUUCCAGCUGCCUCUUCACCAGUGGUGCCGCCUCACCGUGGAGCUGCUGGGCAGGGUGGCUAACGUCAGUGCAGUCUGUGUUGGAGACCAGCGGGAUUCUGCCUGGUCAGCUUAUCACAUCUUCAAGGAGGCAGUAAUGCUGGAUGAUACGGAUGGCUAUUUCGUGCUGGGAGGUGGUCAGUUUGUGACAGGGGUUGAAGGCUUCUAUGGGCCAACCAUGUACUAUCGUAACAGAGUGCCUUUUUUGAACAAGGUGAAUGAGGUCAGCAUUCUGCAGUCUGAACUAGCAGGAUGGUUCCGUUCCUGUCAGGAGUUUAAACUGGAACUUAAUUCAAAACUGACUGGAUAUUUGCUAAGAAUUCAAGAGCAGGAACGAGCUGGGGGCUGUGCCGAUGUGUUCAGUGAUUGGCUAUCGAGAGGAGCUCUUUCAUUCGCACCACCUCAGUGUGAGCUCUGGGAGGCCCCGGUCGCCCCGUGGAGACGCCACGCAGCCCGGCUGGCGCUCACUGCUGUCACCAGACGCGAGGGCAGGAGAGGUCAGCUGACCUGGGUGGGUGGAGCGCUGCGCUGGACUGCGCUGCGCAGGCUGACACAGGGCGGGCGGCCGGAGAGAGUGAGCCGCGCCAUGCCCCUCCUCCUGCAGGCGGGCUGCCUGGGGGACCGCAGGGCCCUGUUUCUGUCCUCUGUGCUCUACAGCACCGGCCUGGGAGUCAGGAGAAACACAAACAAGGCCUGGCUGCUGUCUCUACUGGCCGCCCAGCAGGACUGGAGACUGGCUCUGCUACGUCUCGGUCACCUGCAUCACCUUGGCGACCACGGCGUACCUGCAGACCCCCCCCUCUCUUACGCCUACUACUCCAACAUCGCCUCCCAGACGGCCUCAGACGUCCAGAACCCCUCUCCACAUCAGACCUUUGUGGAGUUGAUUCACCUGAACAACGAGGAGGUGCUGAAUCAGCAAACCAGCCAGGACGGAGACCUCUUCCACUGGCUCAAACUGCAGGCACGGAAUGGCGCUGCUGAGGCUGAGCAAGCCGUGGCUCAGAUGCUCUUCUGGGGGCAGCAGGGGGUGUCUCCGGACAUCCAAACCGCCGUGAAGCACUACGAGAGGGGCGCCACCAGGCUUCAGGACCCCACCUCAAUGUACAACUACGCCAUUGUCCUGCUUCAGGGACAAGGAGUAGAGAAGGACAUUCCCAAGGCAGUGAUGUACCUGAAGAAAGCUGCUGAGCUGAAUUUUUUGCCAGCGAUCACCGCUUUGGGCUGGUAUUUUGAGAAGUUCGAGGGCGACUACCAGCGGGCGGUGGACCUGUGGGAACGGGCGGACUCCCUGGGGUGUGGCGAAGCCGCUGUUAACCUUGGGACCCUACACUCCCAAGGGCUGUAUCCUAGGAAACCUGCCAGCCAGUUCAUGGCAUAUACGUAUUACCUGAGAUCUGCAAACAGAGCACAUAUUGUUGGAGCGAUCCGAGUGGCUGAGGUGUGGAGCAUUGGGAUUCCUGGUCUGGUCAAGAGGCUACCAUUGGAUGCAGUGCUGUGGGCGAAGUGGGCGUCUGAGCAGAAUGGGUACCUUGGAGCGGUCUUGCGGAAGGCCUUGGAUGCCUAUUUUCAACGAGACUGGUUUACAGCUCUUAUCUAUUAUCUGAUGGCUGCCGAGGCAGGAUUUGCUGGAGCCCAAUUCAAUGUGGCAUACCUGUGUGAACACAACCCAGGAGGUCUGCUGAGUCCAGCCUUUGUCACAGAAUGCAUGCGGAGAUAUUACAACCUUUCCAUUCAAAGCCAGGACUCAGCCCCUUAUGCCCUCUUACGGAUGGGAGAUCUCAUCUAUGGCAGUGGUGGGCGCAGCAGGAGAGACGUGACCUCAGUGGCAGAGCUCUACACACAGGCCGUCCUAAAGAAUGACCCACAGGGCUGGUAUAGCCUUGGUUUGUUGGUCCAGGAAGGACACAAGUUAUCAAGCACUGUGCUGGCCAAACUAGAUCUGUUGGAACUGUAUGGAGCAGACAACUACACAGUCAUGGCCACGCUCUUCAGCAGAUGCAGAGAUCACGAGAGCAGUGAGUCAUACUUCCCAUGCAGCCUGGCUCUGUUCUACAACCAGCUGCAGUCUGCCUGGAGGCACCACGCCAACGCCCUGAAGGUCUCUAGCGCUGUCGUCAUAGCAGCGGUGACUCUUCUGCUGCUGGGCCGGGACAGGCUCCGGGGGUCCUAGUCCCAAGACUGGAGUUUCUGACGCCCCUCUGGAAAGGGGAGGGAUCCCUAUUGGACGCCCUGCGGCCUAUUAACGGUUAUAGAGACAGUGGCGCCAGUGGCGUCUUUCUCUCAUUGGCCACCGGCUCUACCUCUAUCGUGCUGGACUGCAUUUGGAUCAGCUUUGAGAUAUUGGCCCUCCCUGGCCCUCUUCCCUCAGUUUGGGUUCUCUGCAAGGGAGGACAGAGGAGGAACAGACCAAAAUGAAAUUGAGCAACCCUCGCCUCUCUUCUUCACUUGAGAGCGUUGCAUUGUGGGAUACCCUUCUUGCUGAAAACUUGCAAUUUAAACCCGUGAUGGGAGGAAGGAAAAACAAGGGAUGAAGGGGAUCUAAUGUCAGGGAGAAAGCAUAAAACUUCUAUUCCGAAUGCACGUCUGGUUUCCUUUGAGCUGGUUUGUCUCAGUAGCUCUUGCACUAUAGCCAACAUCAUUCGGCUGAUCACCAGCUUGCUAUUCUCAGGUUGUUUAACAUGAACAUCUACUAUUAGGCAAAUAAAUUAUUCCAAUACAUUGA
Conger conger (European conger) is the source of this 3995-nucleotide messenger RNA. Its product is annotated as protein sel-1 homolog 3. Gene Ontology annotation, molecular function: protein binding. The transcript is spliced from 23 exons. NCBI's taxonomy places the organism in Eukaryota, Metazoa, Chordata, Actinopteri, Anguilliformes, Congridae. Bases 363 to 3443 code for a protein of 1026 amino acids. The record is from RefSeq and is a predicted model, not a curated record.